AUGGCGCGUGGCGGGCGAAGAUCGGCGGCGGCGGCGGCAGGGGGAGAGGCCGUGGAGGGCUCUCGCAGUAGUUCCUCUCAACUGAAUGGCCGCGACUUUAAUGGCCAUGUACGCGGAGAGCGGAGUUACGCCCUACGCCUGCGGCCCGGUCGGCGCAGCGCAGAUGCAGGAGACAAAAUAGGAGGCGGCGCCCGCCGGCAGGCACCCCCCUGCUCCUGCUCCUCCCUUCCCGCUUUCCCAUCCACGUUCACAGUUGUGGACCUGAUGCCAAGAUCUGAAUCAGACAGCGAUGAUGUUUUCUUUGAUGCAUUUGAAGAUGUUCGAUCUCCAGGGGAACCUUCAUGUUCAGAGGAUUGCAGCACAAGUGAUGAAGUUUCAGUGCCAAUGACAUUUGAGUAUGAGAUUUGGGCAAAUGAGCCAAUGAGUGUUCAAGAAAGGCGGCAAAAGUUCCUUAAAGGAAUGGGAUUCGAUGAUUUUGUUUCUGCCAGAACAGAUUCUUUCCAAUGCCAUGGUGAAAUCACAGCUGUUGAGUCUUCCACUGACAUGGAGGAGAGAAGUGUCAGUGGCCAUUCUUCCGUGGGUACAUCUGUUUGUGACAAUGAAUCGGAGUUUGACAGUGCCUGUUGCAUAAGGGAUAUGGAUAGUGGAAAGAAAUAUAUUGUCCACAAUGGUGCACAUAGCAGUAUAACGGACAUGCUCAAGGAGGUUGGAUCAGAUAAGGUGAUGUCUCUUCUGGAGUUUGAGAGUUUGCUUGGCCUCUCUCGGUCUGUUCAGAAAUUAUUGCGGAGGGGAUGUGGUAACAGUCCUGCAAAAGAAACAAAAAGUGCUAAGAAAAAGGAUGUCAAAAGCUUGUUGAAGAAACUCGUGACAAAGAGAAGCUUUGGUGGCAUCUGCAAGUAUGAUGUACAUGUGAAAAAUUGCACAAAUAGUAUACCAACCAGAACAAGAGUUCAACAUCGGAAGAAAAAAUUUCUUGAAUUCUCUGCUGUCUACAUGGAUCAAGAAAUUAGAGCUCACAAGGGUUCAAUUAGGGUCAUGAAAUUCAGCCCAUCUGGAUGGUAUUUAGCAAGUGGUGGUGAGGAUUGUGUUGUACGAAUAUGGCAAAUUAUAGAAGUAGAAGCAUCUCCUAAGUUGUAUAGGGGAGAGGAUCCCUGUGAAAAGGUGGAGAAAGUUCAGGUCAUUAAUACAAAUAUAGAAAAGGGGCAGAACCAGGGACUUGCAGUUAUACCCAAGAAGGUUUUUCGUAUAUCAGAGACUCCAUUACAUGAAUUCCGUGGCCAUACAAGUGAUAUCCUUGACAUGGCAUGGUCCAAAUCAGAUUAUCUCUUAACAUCAUCCAAAGAUAAAACAGUGCGCUUAUGGAAACCUGGCUGUGAUGGUUGUCUUGCAGUUUUCAAACACAGAGACUAUGUAACAUGUGUUCAAUUCAACCCUAUUGAUGAGAAAUACUUCAUCAGCGGUUCAUUAGAUGGUAAAGUGCGCAUUUGGGAUGUGUUGGACAAGCGAGUAACUGACUGGGCUGAUACGCGAAAUAUCAUAACUGCUUUGAGUUAUCAACCAGAUGGAAAGGGUUUUAUUGUUGGCACGAUUGCAGGCGCAUGUCGUUUCUAUGACCAAUCAGGUGAAAACAUCCAGCUAGAGAAAGAAUUGUUUGUGCAAGGGAAGAAAAAAUCAGCUGCCAGUCGGAUCAACAGUUUACAGUUAUGUACAAUUGAUUCCACUGGGAUUAUAAUUACAUCAGGGGGUUCCAAAAUUCGAGUCGCCAAUGGUGAUACCAUCCAAAAGUUUGAAGGGCCUUGGAAGUCAAAGGCUUUAUCAUCACCGUCUUUAACAUCAGACGGCAGAUAUCUUAUAUCUGCCGGCAAAGAUUCCAAUGUCUAUAUUUGGAACUUUGCGAAUUCUGGAGAUGCAAAAUCAGUUCAUUCAUGUGAGCUGUUCUUCUCCAAAGAUGUGACUACUGCGGUACCAUGGCCUGGAGUGCACCAAGAUGGGCACACGAAGCCUUCCUGCCUGAAUGAGAAAUCAUCCAGUGCGCCGAUUUUGCACCACCACGAGGAGUGCCAGUCCCCUGGGCCGUGGUCGUUCGUGGACAGCAGCAAGGGAUCAGCGACAUGGCCUGAGGAGAAGUUGCCUUCUACUGCAAAGCCUGAAAGCAGCCCGCAGCUGGGCGACUGCCUCUCCUUGAUAUCCGCCGCGUGGAGCACGGUCAUCGUGACCGCCAGCCGUGAUGGCGUGAUCCGAUCUUUUCCCAACUAUGGCUUGCCCGUUAGAUUUAUCCAAGCUAAUCUGGAACAGUGCUGGGCCUGGUGUUUUAAGUGGCUACCUCAAGGACAGAAGGCACAUGUCUGGAGUGUAGCUGCUGUUUGCUGGGCCAUUUGGAAAGCAAGGAACAAAGCACGUUUUAAGAAAAAACUGAUCAAAAACCCUAUUGAGAUAGUUUGCCAUGCAUGUGCGCUAAUGAAGUAUUGGACAUGUCUAUUUGUCGAGAUGGACAGGAAGACUCUUGAGGAGGGGGUCAACAUGACGCUGAAGGUGGCCAUGGACAUUCUAGCAACCAACCGUGGGAACAAGCAGGAGGUUGCUGGGAGGACUGAAGACCCAGAAGAUGAUGGAACCCGCAAGAACUGA
Miscanthus lutarioriparius is the source of this 2628-nucleotide messenger RNA. The record is from the annotation of a GenBank genome assembly. NCBI's taxonomy places the organism in Eukaryota, Viridiplantae, Streptophyta, Magnoliopsida, Poales, Poaceae.